UCAAUCAUCAAACUUUUGCUUCUCUUUCAUUUCUUCUCCCUCUUCUGCUUCCUCAGCAUUCUAACUCCACAACCAUGGCUGCAGCUGUAACUGCUGCUGUCUCCUUCCCCUCCUCCAAGUCUUCCUCCCUCCCCACCAGGACCUCCUUAAUCUCACCUGACAGAAUCACCCUCAAGAAGGUUCCUUUGUACAACAGCAAUGCUGGUGGGAGAGUGGUGUCCAUCAGAGCCCAGGUGACCACCACCGAGACUGCGCCACCUGCCAAGGUUGUGAAGGAAUCCAAGAAGCAAGAUGAAGGGGUGGUUGUCAACAAGUACAAGCCCAAGAAUCCGUACAUUGCCAGAGUCCUCCUCAACACUAAGAUCACUGGUGAUGAUGCGCCUGGUGAGACCUGGCACAUGGUCUUCAGCACAGAGGGAGAGGUGCCCUACAGAGAAGGGCAGUCCAUUGGAGUUAUUCCAGAAGGUGUUGACAAAAAUGGGAAGCCUCACAAGCUGAGGUUGUACUCAAUUGCCAGCAGUGCUCUCGGUGACUUUGGAGACUCCAAGACUGUUUCUCUGUGUGUGAAACGUCUCGUGUACACCAAUGACGCAGGCGAAAUUGUUAAAGGAGUGUGUUCAAACUUUUUGUGUGACUUGAAGCCCGCAAGUGAAGUGACGAUCACCGGGCCAGUUGGAAAAGAAAUGCUUAUGCCAAAAGACCCUAAUGCAACCGUCAUCAUGCUUGCAACUGGAACUGGAAUUGCUCCUUUUAGAGCAUUCUUGUGGAAAAUGUUCUUCGAGAAGCACGAAGACUACAAGUUCAAUGGUUUGGCAUGGCUCUUCUUGGGUGUUCCUACAAGUAGCUCACUGCUCUACAAGGAGGAAUUCGAGAAGAUGAAGGAGAAGGCCCCCGAAAACUUCAGGCUUGACUUCGCCGUCAGCAGAGAGCAAACCAACGAGAAGGGUGAGAAGAUGUACAUCCAAACCAGAAUGGCUCAGUAUGCAGAAGAGCUAUGGGAGUUGCUCAAGAAAGACAACACCUACGUCUACAUGUGUGGUCUCAAGGGAAUGGAGAAGGGUAUCGAUGAUAUCAUGGUCUCGUUGGCUGCCAAAGACGGCAUUGACUGGAUAGACUACAAGAAGCAGUUGAAGAAAUCAGAGCAAUGGAAUGUGGAAGUCUACUAAUUUCUGGUCAUCUUGUACAAAUCUCUCUAUCUCUCUCUCUCUCUCUCUCUCUCUCUCUGCGCGAUAAAACAAGGAAAUCUUAAAAGAUUACCACUGCAGUAUGUAGAUAGGUGAAAGUCUUUGCAUCUCUAUUUUUUUUUUUUUUUUUUUUGCCUUCUAUUUUAAUGAAGCUUUUGUAUUAUACUAUUAAAAAAUGGCGACAAUAAUUUUAUUUAUGAGGGUGCAAAUUUAGUGGAAACCUUGUAGGCUCGA
Messenger RNA from Pyrus x bretschneideri (Chinese white pear), 1418 nucleotides. RefSeq names its product ferredoxin--NADP reductase, leaf isozyme, chloroplastic. Gene Ontology annotation, molecular function: oxidoreductase activity. NCBI's taxonomy places the organism in Eukaryota, Viridiplantae, Streptophyta, Magnoliopsida, Rosales, Rosaceae. The transcript has 9 exons. The coding region runs from base 75 to 1166 and encodes 363 amino acids. The record is from RefSeq and is a predicted model, not a curated record.